AUAUCUCAUCUGAUUUUACCACAGUGAUCGAUUUUGUUGAGCUUUUUGGCGAAUUAUCUUUUAUGCAUGUUGGACUCGUGUAUCUUCUAGUGUACUCUUAUAUUUGCUCCCGUGACACUCGCAUCCAAAGGGGAGAUAUCUUAUACGCCUCCCUUUGUCCUACUCGUUAUCACUCCAUCGCCGGCCCCAGACAUGUCCAACCUUGUCCUUGUUUCUCAACCCACAAGAGAGUGUAAGGCUGUCUAUGACGUUAAAAUAGCAUCCAAGAUGGAUCAGCGACAGUGGCAGAGAUUGCGUUCUCUCGUCAUAGAAAUGGCCGCCAGGUUUCUGAACACACGAGAUAUAUAUGAACACCAGGACCCCGAAAUGGUCCGUUUGUUCUACCAGUCGGUGAGCUUCAACUUAAUCUUCUGUUGCCCUGCUUCAUUACUUUGUCUUUUAUCUCAGGUCCACACUAAAUGGCCAGAAGUGGCAGAAUAUUACCCAAAUUCAUGGGUACUUGUCCGAUAUCUAAAGAUAUAUUUGUCGAAACGAGUUUCGCGAAAACGGUGGGCUGAUAAAGUCGCUCGUGAGAAGGCUGUCGAGCAAGCCAUACAACGAUCCGGGCGUCCUCGUGUACAAAACACAGAUCUAUCGUUUGUCCGUCAUCUCAACACCCGUGCUUCAAGAGCCACUGCAGUGUCGAGGAGGAAGGCCACUGCCCGUGGUGGAUCUACCUUUCCAUCUGGCCCGGAAAUCAUGACGCCACUCGCAGUCCAUCGAUCUGCUGCCAUCGCCCCCCAGCACAACGGGAGCUCUCCCGCCUCAGCACACUCGCAAAACGUACCCGUUCAAAGCUCUCAUGCCGUUUUUCAAUUUCUUGACUCCACGACACCAAGUCUGGUGAAACUCGUCCCAGAUUUCCUUUUUGCUGGGAUUGAUGAUCAGAAUCAUCUUAAUGAUUUCUUCACGUGGCCUGAGAAGGCUCAACGCAACUUUCUUCUCAAGACAUUUAGUGGAAAGAUGAACGCGUUGGAGCUGGGAGCAAUGCUUAUAGCGUUGAACUCUAGGCGUCGUGGCUAAGUCGAAGCUACACUAGCUAUUGCUCUCAUUUUCAACUUGUUCUUCGACCCCAACUUUGAUGUAACUUACGACAAACCUUACGACACGUGUCUUUCUUAGUGGCUAUGUAGCUUCCGAUUUCAACAGCGUCAAACAAGAAUGUA
Molecule: messenger RNA, 1205 nt
Organism: Suillus clintonianus
Lineage: Eukaryota; Fungi; Basidiomycota; Agaricomycetes; Boletales; Suillaceae
Exons: 3
Coding region: 193-1062 (289 amino acids)
Source: RefSeq, a predicted model, not a curated record